This is a messenger RNA of Acyrthosiphon pisum (pea aphid), 2233 nucleotides long. RefSeq names its product kelch-like protein 2. The record is from RefSeq and is a predicted model, not a curated record. Gene Ontology annotation, molecular function: protein binding. Lineage: Eukaryota; Metazoa; Arthropoda; Insecta; Hemiptera; Aphididae. The transcript has 11 exons. The coding region runs from base 392 to 2173 and encodes 593 amino acids.
AAUAACAAUAAUAAGAUAGCACAAGGCUUAUACACAUGGUAUAGUUAUUCGGGUAUAUGUAUAUGUAUACACAAACAAUUGUUAGCAUACACUGUAAAAAAUGUUGUUAAAUUUCAACUAACGUCACCAUGUAAAUUUACCCAUGAUAUGUAAGGUAAUUCAUUUUGCAUAUAAAAAAUUAUAUAUAUAUAUAAGAGAAACACCAUGUUAAGUUCGUUAGUUCUAGGACCAGUACAGCUACCCACAGGCCGACGAACUCCGGAUGACGAUACUGUUAAGAAUUCUUAACAAUUCGUAUCGAUAAAUUUAAUUGAUUUAAAUUAAAUUGAUAGUAAGACAAGAUUUUAGUCUUUAGUCUUCCGAGUGCCAAACUUAUAGUAUACAAUUGGCAAUGCAAAAUACAAAGCCAAUUCCGGGAACCAGUAAAUGUGCAACAUUAAAAUACGAAUGUAUAAAUCGUCGGUAUGCGGAAAUAUUGAAAGUAUUAAAAUCCUUACGCAAAGAUGAGGCGUAUGAUAUUAAACUAAAAACAGAUGAUGGUAGAGUUAUUUGCGGCCAUAAAGUGGUUUUAUCAUCGGCUAGCCCAUAUUUCCACGCGAUGUUCAAAAAUUUUUCUGAAAAGAAUGAAGAUUUUGUUGUCAUCAGAAACAUAGAUUCUACUGCGUUACAGCUCUUAAUCGACUUUAUUUAUUUUGGGAAAAUAAUCGUCACUGAAAAAAAUGUACAGAUUUUGUUACCAGCAGCAAAUUUCUUUCAGUUAAUAGAAGUCAAAGAAAAAUGUUGUGAUUUAUUAGAGGAACAACUGUGCAUUACAAAUUGUAUUGGUACAUAUGUGUUAGCUGAUUUACAUAGCUGUAAGAAAUUGUCAAAAAUUUCAGAAUCAUAUAUUCAACAAAACUUUUCAGACGUGGUACAUUCUGACAAAUGCCUAACAUUAUCACCUGAACAAGUAGCCAAUUUGAUCUCCAGUGAUGAACUUAUAGUUUUAUCUGAAAAUAUAGUAUUUGAAUUUGUUAUUCGAUGGGUAAAACAUGAUUUGGUUUCCAGAAAAUGUAUUUUACCCCAUUUAAUGGAAUAUGUACGUUUACCAUUAACAUCAUUAAAUUACAUAAUGAAAAAUGCAGUUGAAGAGCCUCUUCUUAAAAAUUGUCCUAAUUGUAAGUAUUACGUAAAUGAGGCAUUACAUUUUCAUUCACUUAAGCCGGAUGAUUCUAUUCCACAAAACGCCCGGACUAAACCUAGAUUGGGAGAUAAAGUUAUUUUUGUGGUUGGUGCACUUGGGUAUGUACAAGGAUAUAGUGUUAGUACAGAAUGGUACGACCCAAAAAUCAACCUAUGGCAAUUAUUGACAACAAUUAUGACACCACAUUUUCUUGGUGGUCUGGCUGUAGUAAAAGAUAAUUUUGUGGUUGCUGUAGGUCGUAUUGGUUAUGGUCUUGAAUCACCUAAUCAGUAUGUUAAUGUGCUAGAUGUAUCUUCAGAAUCACCUCAUUGGAAACCAACCACUAAUAUGUUAGUCAAACGCCGAAAUUUAGGAGUUGGUGUGAUAAAUGAUUAUAUAUAUGCCGUUGGCGGUUCUGAUGAAAACAGUUGUGUAAAUAGUGUAGAAGCUUUUGACUGCAGAACUCAAACAUGGCGUAUGAUAUCUAGUAUGUCUAUUAGAAGAGAAAGCGUUGGGCUUGGAGUACUGAAUAAUCUUUUAUACGUGGUUGGAGGAUGUAAUGGUCGAGAUGACUCAAUUCAGUUUUUGAAGUCUGUUGAAUGUUACUAUCCCAGUAUCGAUACAUGGAAAUCAGUCGCAGAAAUGUGUGUACCACGCAUGGCUGCUGGUGUAGGAGUCUUAGAUGGUAUACUGUAUGCUGUAGGCGGUUAUGAUGGAAAAAAUACUCACAGGAGUGCCGAAGCAUAUGAACCAAGUUCAGGAGUUUGGACUACUAUUCCGGACAUGCAUUUUUGUCGAUAUUAUCCAGUUACAGGAGUAGCUGUAUUAAAUGGAUUAUUGUAUGUCGUCGGUGGUUGCGACAAGAACGUUCCUUCUUUGGAUUCUGCUGAAUUUUACAACCCCAACACGAAUACCUGGACUAUGGUCACAACAAGAUUGAAUAAAUCACGAACUUUUUUCGGAGUAGUUGCCAUUGAUAGGUCACGAUAUUUUAAAACUAAGCGGUCAUGAUUAUUUUUAAAUGAAUUUAUAUUGAUAUAUAAAAUCUAUUGUAAGAAAUAUUUUAUUUUU